GUCUGUGUCACCUGCCCCCGACGACUUGUUGGUUCCCUGGAGCGCUGCCUUCCAGCUCAGGGCGCCCCCCCGAGAUCUGAGGACGGUCUCGCUUAUCUGAUCCCCCGGCGCGGCCCGGGGAGCUGCUGAGACACUCCCGGGACCGCUCGCCCCUCUAAUCCACAGCCAUGAGCAAGCUGGGCAAGUUCUUUAAGGGGGGCGGCUCUUCUAAAAGCCGGGCCGCUCCCAGCCCCCAGGAGGCCCUGGCCCGACUUCGGGAGACGGAGGAGAUGCUGAGCAAGAAACAAGAGUACCUGGAAAAUCGAAUCCAGAGGGAACUCACCCUGGCCAAGAAGCACGGCACGCAGAAUAAGCGAGCUGCAUUGCAGGCACUAAAGAGAAAGAAGAGGUUUGAGAAGCAGCUCACUCAGAUUGAUGGCACACUUUCCACCAUUGAGUUCCAGAGAGAAGCCCUGGAAAACUCACACACCAACACCGAGGUGUUAAGAAACAUGGGCUUUGCGGCAAAAGCGAUGAAAGCAGUUCAUGAAAACAUGGAUCUGAACAAAAUAGAUGAUCUGAUGCAAGAGAUUACAGAGCAACAGGAUAUUGCCCAAGAAAUCUCAGAAGCCUUUUCUCAGCGGGUCGGAUUUGGCGAUGACUUUGAUGAGGAUGAGUUGAUGGCGGAACUUGAAGAAUUGGAGCAGGAAGAAUUAAAUAAGAAGAUGACAAAUAUCCGACUUCCAAAUGUGCCUUCUUCCUCCCUCCCAGCACAGCCAGAGAGGAUGCCAGGGAGAAUGUCAGCCACGUCCUCCACUGCACACAGAUCCCGAGCAGCAUCAUCCAGGAGGGCAGAAGACGAGGAUGACGAUAUCAAACAAUUGGCAGCUUGGGCAACUUAAACUAAAAGGGAAUUCGUGGACACCUGAAUUAAUGAGCUGUACAUAAGACAUAAAAAAUGUUUUUGCCUCGUUCAGAAGUUAACAAAGGCCCUGUUUUAUAUUCACACUGGAUCAGUAAUUGUCUUUUAAGCCUUAUAAAUAAAAGUUACAAAGAAUCA
Messenger RNA from Neogale vison (American mink), 1039 nucleotides. It is a transcript of the gene CHMP4C, whose product is annotated as charged multivesicular body protein 4C. Lineage: Eukaryota; Metazoa; Chordata; Mammalia; Carnivora; Mustelidae. The transcript has 5 exons. Bases 168 to 881 code for a protein of 237 amino acids. Gene Ontology annotation, cellular component: multivesicular body; cytoplasmic side of plasma membrane; ESCRT III complex. Gene Ontology annotation, biological process: vesicle budding from membrane; late endosome to vacuole transport via multivesicular body sorting pathway. The record is from RefSeq and is a predicted model, not a curated record.